Molecule: messenger RNA, 1375 nt
Organism: Neopsephotus bourkii (Bourke's parrot)
Lineage: Eukaryota; Metazoa; Chordata; Aves; Psittaciformes; Psittacidae
Product: C-signal-like
Exons: 6
Coding region: 1-762 (253 amino acids)
Source: RefSeq, a predicted model, not a curated record
AUGUCCCAGCCGCGCUGCCGCUCCGUGCUCAUCACCGGCUGCAGCCGGGGCAUCGGGCUGGGGCUGGUGCGGGGCCUCGCAGCCGCCAGCCCCUCCCCGGACUUCGUUAUCGCGACCUGCCGGUACCCCGAGAAGGCGCAGGAACUCCAGCAGCUCAGCAAGCAAUACAGCAACAUCAAGCUCCUUCAGCUGGAUGUGGUCUGCGAAAACAGCAUCAAGAAAGUAGUCAAGGAAGUGGAGGAGAUUGUGGGCGACAAAGGGCUGAACUGCCUCAUUAACAACGCUGGCAUCAAUGUGCUUGCUUCCUUGGAAGAAGUCACAGCAGAGACAAUGCUCACCAUUUAUGAAACCAACACGGUUGCCCAGCUGAUGGUCACCAAGGCAUUUCUCCCCCUUCUGAGGAAGGCAGCCCAGCUGAGUACGGGAAUGGGCUGCCACAGAGCUGCUAUUAUCAAUAUGUCCUCUCUUGCUGCCUCCAUGCAACUCGUCCAGGCAAAUGAGAUGUUCCUCAAGGUCUACCCCUACAGGAUAGCAAAGACUGCGCUGAACAUGAUCACCAGGUGUCUGGCCGCAGACUUGAAAUCGGAUGGAAUUCUUUGUAUUUCUUUGCAUCCAGGCUGGCUCCAGACAGACAUGGGUGGAAACAUGGCUCCCAUGCAGGUGCAAGAGGCUAUCCCUGGUAUCCUCUCUGUUCUGGACCGUCUUGGUGAAAAGGAGAACGGAUCCUUCCUGGACUGGCAAGGGGAAACGCUACCGUGGUAGAAGUGCCCAGCACACUGCAGAAACAGCACAUCAGUCACUGUUUAACUGUGCCACUAUUGUCUGUGUCCUUAGGGUUUUCUUACACACUAGUUGAAAUAGCCAGUUGGAUACCAGCCUCUUUCUAGGUGUAUGUGGGAAGUGAGGUGGCUGACUCUUCUCCUUGGUAUUGCUACUGCUCUGUUCUAAUGCUUCCUGCAAAUACUACUGUGCUCUUAGUGAUGGAACCAUCUAAAAUAGAUCGAAGAUAAAGCAAGUUAGAUCCAGGGGCUGGUUCCUCAUCACUUCCAAACCCUUUGCAGAAGUAAAUGACCUGACCUCAGAGUAAGGCCCAGUGUAUGCUGUCAGAUUCCAGUCUGCUGGAGACAUGGCUCUGGGAAAGGUUCUUUGGUUUUCUUCAGUCCUCAUGGAGCCAAGGCUGCAAUUGCCCAGCUCUAAACUACAUGGAUUUGGUACUUCUCUAAACUCAGCAACCUCUGCGUGUCCCCGGGUUGAGAGCACACACCAGGCACUUGCUUUGUUCCCAGUGGGUGACUAACAUCCUGACACGGGGGUGGCAAUGCUGUUUUGUACAUAAACUUCUGAGGUGUCUUCAAUAAAGCCCUGUUUCAACAAA